AUGGAUCCUCGUAGUUUUCCGUGUAUGCCACCGUAUACACAAACACCGGAUCAAAUGCGAGAAGCGUCACGUCCAAGUGUCGUUCAUCAUACUCAGUUCGAUCAAGUCGAACCCAUAUCCAAUUCGAAUUUCUUCCCGCAACUUCCUAUCGCAUCAGGAUUUCCAUUUCAAGAAAUCGAUCAUCGUAUCUAUGAUGGAUCGACUAAUGUACACCCACUAGCAACCGUCAGCCAUACGGUAGCUCCGCCUCCAGUAAUUCACACUGGAGACACGUUGAAGAAUACUGAGCUGAAGCCUUUCACCAAUUAUCCAACGAGAGGGUUUGCAGAAAGCGAUUUCUCGUUAUUCAACAGUUCGGUGUUUCAAUAUCCAGUUCCAAACAUCGAUGCCACUCAAUUUUCGAUGAAGAAGGGAUCGAAGGCAUAUAUACGGCAUAUUGAUGAAUUUAGCCCAUACUUCACACAAAGCAUCUCCCAUAAUUAUUCAAAUCCGCCACCAAUACAGAUGGAAACUUUCGGCUUAGGAAAGCAAAGUGAGAAAUCAUGUAAUACGACGCAAGACUGUCAGGUGUGCCAUUCGACUCAUGCGAAUGGACUGCACUUCGGCGCGCGCACCUGUGCUGCUUGUGCGGCGUUCUUCAGACGAACCAUUAGCGACGGAAAGAAGUACGUCUGCAAGAGAAGUCAACGAUGUAACAACCCAAGCAAAGACGCAACGGGAUAUCGUAAAAUUUGCCGAAGCUGCCGUUUGAAGCGAUGCAUGGAUAUCGGGAUGCUUCCAGAUAAUGUGCAGCAAAAACGUUCAAGACGGGACAGUCCACCAACUGCUGUACCAAAGACAUUCAACACCAUAUUUCAGCCGUUUUACAAUCACGUACAAGCUAAUGGCACAUCGUGCACUGUUUCAUCGGUUUAG
This is a messenger RNA of Angiostrongylus costaricensis, 915 nucleotides long. Lineage: Eukaryota; Metazoa; Nematoda; Chromadorea; Rhabditida; Metastrongylidae. The record is from the annotation of a GenBank genome assembly.